This is a messenger RNA of Solea senegalensis (Senegalese sole), 6906 nucleotides long. RefSeq names its product growth arrest-specific 2 like 1 (gene gas2l1). The coding region runs from base 782 to 4030 and encodes 1082 amino acids. Gene Ontology annotation, biological process: regulation of microtubule polymerization or depolymerization; microtubule bundle formation; protein localization to microtubule plus-end. NCBI's taxonomy places the organism in Eukaryota, Metazoa, Chordata, Actinopteri, Pleuronectiformes, Soleidae. Gene Ontology annotation, cellular component: cytoplasm; microtubule plus-end; actin filament. Gene Ontology annotation, molecular function: actin filament binding; microtubule binding; cytoskeletal adaptor activity. The transcript has 5 exons. The record is from RefSeq and is a predicted model, not a curated record.
UGCCCCCUAUUCACUCGAGCACCUGCCCCCCUAACAUGUCUGUGCACGCCCCUGGGAGACAGUGGUGUGUUUAGAUGACCACACUUUUUUUUCCAGGCAGGAACCCAGCUGGUGAACAUGGGGUUAAGUUCUGCUCCUCUGUGCCUGCGCUCAGCGUUCAUCCCUCUCUCUGUAACGGGAUGCGCCACCGAGUCGCGCUGCUGCUCUUAAGCUGCAGCAGGUCAAACAUAUUCAGCGCAAGAGGCGGCGCAACAUGGGCUGAGCCUAUUUGCUCAGGGAAGAUGAUCUGGAGCUUCUGCUGCAACAGUGUGGUCGUGAUUUUUCACCGAUGAGGAGCUGAUCCGCCUCACAGACAGACACACGGACAUGGUGACACGUGGUUCUCUGUGGGUGUGGGUGAGAGGAGCUGCCGGACAGCGGCUGGAUUGAACGUUCGUCGCAUGGGUGUGUUUUCACCCACACUUGAUUCUCACUCCGGGACCCGGGACAAUGCGCGCGGUGAAGGAAACUGGUUUCGCGGAGACGUCCGGAAAACGCAUCCAUGCGCCAGGGCCAGCAGCAGCCCGCAUCCAGAAAUGCGAGUGACAACACAAAGCCUGCUGCUGCUGCUGCUGCUGCUGCUUUCACGGAGCUGCGAUAAGAAACCGCACAUUGCACAGCGGCAUGGGUGCGUCAACGAGGUUGUUUCGCUACAUUAUGCGGAUGAGGCUUUGGCACGCAGCUGCGCAAUGAGACAAUCCGGAUUCAUCAAGUAGACUUUAUCGAUACAUAAUCUGACAAUAUGGCUGAUCAGAGCAACAUCCAGUCCGCCGCCUCCAAGAGCAUACGGCCCUUCAAAUCUAGUGAGGAGUACCUGUAUGCCAUGAAGGAGGACCUGGCGGAAUGGCUGAACACACUCUACGACCUCGACAUCAGUGCGGACACCUUCAUGGACGCGCUGGAGAGCGGCUGCGCUCUCUGUCGACACGCCAACAACGUGAACCGCGCCGCGCAGGACUUCCAGCUGGAGUAUCCGGAGGCUGCGAGCUCCAUGAAGCUGCCAUCCAAAGAUGUUGUCUUUCAGGCGCGCAACGCCGUGCCCGGCUCGUUCCUGGCGCGGGAUAACGUGUCAAACUUCAUCAGCUGGUGCAGACAGGAGCUCUGGAUCAAGGACGUCCUCAUGUUCGAGACCAACGACUUGGUGGAGAAGUGCAACGAGAAGAAUUUUGUCCUGUGCCUCCUGGAGGUGGCGCGGCGCGGCUCCAAGUUUGGCAUGUUGGCCCCCAUGUUGAUCCAGCUGGAGGAGGAGAUCGAGGAGGAGAUCCGGGACCAGGAGAGUCUGCGGAGCGAGGCAGGGGACAAGUCCGAGCAGAGCGUGUCCUCGCCGAGCAGGUGUUUCAGUCGGAAGGAGAGCAGUCAGAGUGUGGAGGAUGAAGACGAACCUGAGCCAGAGCCCUUCAUCUGGCCGCAGAAGAGGGUUCUGUGUGACAUGCGAAAUUUGGAUGAGUUGGUCCGUGAGAUUCUGGGCCACUGCUCCUGUCCAGCUCAGUUUCCUAUGGUCAAGGUGUCAGAGGGGAAAUACAAAGUGGGCGACUCCAGUGCGCUCAUCUUCAUCAGGGUCCUCCGUACUCAUGUGAUGGUGCGCGUCGGAGGGGGCUGGGACACAUUAGAGCACUAUUUGGACAAGCAUGACCCGUGUCGCUGUGCCGCUUUUGCCCACCGCUACCACCAGGCUAAAGCCAGCGGCCAAGGUCAGGGGACCCAGAGUAAGUCAUCCAGCGCCCACUCCUCUCGCUCCACUAGCCCAGGUCCACACUGGCGAAAUGACGGCAUCGCACCUUACAAGCCCACGGACAGGCGCACCACAGAGCUCCCCUCUGCUCCAGGUGCCUCCUCCUCAUCCUCCUCAUCCUCCACACGGCCAGGACGAUCACAGAACACUUCAGAGCUUGACUCUGGAGGACCUCGUAAUCUACUUCCACGGCCGCCAAGGGACCGUUCAGAACCCAGACACUUUACUCCCCUCAGGAAUAAGGAGACAAAGUUGCCACUAACAAGACGUCUGUCUGGAGACAGCGACUCCUCUACAGCUUCAUCUAAGGGAGGAGGAGGAGGGGGACGGCCGUCUCUCGGUGGUGCCUCUCGGCGCUCCGGUGAAGACGUUAUCCUACUUGUUAGUCGCAAAGACGGGAAGCAUGCAAUUGAGAGGCCUGGAGCAGGAAACCAGACCCAGUCGCCACGCCCCACACAGCCCCGUGCACGCAGUCAGUCCCGUGAACGUUCUGCACUCGCCCCGGUGCUCAAACCCAACCCACCACAAGGAUCCUCUGAUGGUACGAGGACAACACGUACAGAGAGGGGCCGAAACGAGGGCCCAAGAAGGUUCCAUGUCCCGCGGUCCCAAAGCCAGAGUAAGAUACAGAGCCGUACUCGAUCCGGUGAUGCCAGCCCUGGUCCUACUUCCUGCUACAGAGACCCUCAGCCCCCACUGUCAGAUAGACGAGAGGACCUGAGGGCCAAACAAAUGCCCCCAUCCUCUCCCAGAAUAGGUGGUGGGUUCUCCAAGAGACAGUCGUCCUCAUGCUCUAAUUCGCCUAUUAAAGGAAUCCAGAGCAACAACAGCUCCCCCAGCAAAAAAAGUAUAACUACUCCCAGACCUCCCGUCCCUCGCUCUCCCUCCCUAGGAAAAAGCAGAGUGCUGCCACCAGUAACCUCAGGAGGUCGGUGUUCACCACACUCAUCUCCCCGCAACUCUCACCAUCAUUCUACUCGCUCCCCCAGGAUGUCACAGGGCCCUCGUUUCGCUGGGCGUGUGCAACAUAGAAACAAGCCUGGCCUAGAGCACCAGGAGCCUGAGGAGGAAGGACUGGGCCUUGGUUUCCAGAUGCUUCCAGUGCUGGACCCUCGGAAGGAGCAAGAUUUGUAUCGCAGUUUUGAGGCCGAGUUUCUGGCCAAUACACAGCAGGCUAGAGUAGUGUCUAAUAAACCUGCAGCAGGAGCUGGGACACAUUCAGUGCCAACACUCACUGAGACUAAUGACUCCUCCUCUUCUAACUCCUCCACAUCUUCCCUGAAUGUCGGGGCAAAGAUAGGAACUCUGCCCGACCUUAGGGAGUCUAAGAGAACUAAUCUUCGUCAUCUUCCAGUCGAUGACCCCUUAAAUUUACUGUAUGGACACAAUCCUAGAGGAACACCUAACUUUGGACAAGGGGUGCCUGAAUACUGGGGGGAGCGUGGAGGGGGUCUCAAGAAGCUCCCAGCCAUCUCUAGCUCUAUGGAGGAAAGGGAGAUGCCAACUUCUCCAACUGGCAUUGGAGAUAAAGACUCAAACAGGUUAAUGAAUCAGGUCCCCACACAACCUGCUUUUCACUGUAGGACUAUGAAUGGAGACCAUGGAGGUGGACCUUCAAUGGGAGAGUUGACAAGUCAGCAGGGUCAGCUUGGGUGGGAUACAGGGCCUGAGGGAGAUGUUCCUCAGGGGAAUCACCAGCCAAACUUUUCUCAUGACCUGGAAAAUGAUGAAGGGAGUGAUGACCUCCCACCCCCAGAGGCUUGUCCAUCCCCUGUGCCUCUUCCCCCCUCUGAAGACUGCUCCUUCCGGGAUUCCUCAAGUGAAAGCUCUUCGAUGUGCUUUAGUUUGAGUGAAUCCCGCUCAGACUCCCCUCCGCCCUCUUCACCCCUGGCCAACGGGGACACUGACGGAGAACUGCUGCAGACUAAGAAAGGGCAGAAGAAAGCAGACGGUGCAAUUCCUAUCUCAAAGCACAAACUUAGAUCAAGAAUCAGGCCUCGCACUGACAACAGGCCAGAGAACAGCCCCUCGCGUAUCCCUACCCCAGUCAGCUACAAAGAUCUGCAGGCUCACAACCCUCUCUCCCCCUGCCACACCCCACCUCUGUCCCCUCAGAGUUCUCGCUCCACUGGUCAUCCAGCCACAUGCAAGAGCCUGCACCAGGCCUUUGCGGACAUGACACGUUCCCCAGUCAUGGGCAACAAAGGCUGCUCGUACCCGAGACAGUCAGGAAGCCUGGAUAAUGAAGCUUGGAUGUAGCACAAAACUGACACCUGACAUGAAGGGUUGUUAUUGUGGUGGUGGUGGUGGUCAUGUCAUUUGACUACUGUGUAAAAAAAAAAGAAAGAUGUAAGACUGGGCUACAGACUGUUUUCAUUGCAUGUCAAACACUCCUUCUCUUUUGCUUAUCGUCUCUACCGAGGUUUUCUGCAGGUGGUUCACAUUUGCUUUUAAUUUGCACUCAAGCCAAAAUAUUUAUUACCAAAAGAAAAGGUCUUUUUAAUGCUACUUUUAAUGUUGUUUCAAAGAAUGCAUGGGGAUGCUUUUGUGUUUUUUGCUUGUAUUUUGUUUGUUUUUUUCUUUGCAAAACACUUGUCAUAGUUGAUACCAAGAGCUAGCGAAAGAGAGCAUAUGUGCUACCAUGUGCCUCACUCAAGGGGCAUGGUAAAGUGCCAGAGAUUUAAAACUGUGUAAACACUAACUCAACCCUCAGUUUCACUGAUUAGCUCCCUCUUGUGGUUCAACAUAGCAUCUCAGCUUGCCUUGACAGAGCUGAUAUUAUUUAUGACUGUGAUAUUCUACAUCUCUGCACAUAUAAUAGUCCUCACUUAUGGCUCAAUGUACUCAUACUGACAAUAUACUAAUAGGUAACACAGACAGUGGUACACUCAUCAUCUUUGUGACUUUAUAAGCCAGACAUGCACUACUAAUCAAUACUCAAUUGUCGGAUAUAAUGUAUGAUGUCAGCUUUUCACAAUAGGUUUCGUUUAGUCGAGAUAUUCAAUAUGAUUUACACGUUUUUUUUUUAAUUAUGUUUAAUGCAGUAAAACAUUUGAACUUUUAAGUGAAUUAAGUGUAAACAUUUUAAGGAGCAGUGUCAAUGUCACUGAAAGAGAGUUACUUCUCUGACCAAACAGUUCUCUGGAAUACAAUUAUGUGCAAAUGAUAAGAAGAAAGAAUGUGUAAAUAACAUGUUGGCAAGGCAGAGAGAUUUUGUUAUUUGUGUAUAUAUAAAAAAAAGGAAUUGGAUAAUUAGUUAGAUGUACAUAUUCACUGUAUUAAGUUCUUUGCUGCCUUAGCUAUGCAACAUUGGUGUUGGAAAAUGCCUUGACAAUUCCCUUUGCCUUAAAAAUCCUAUUCACAUUAUUAAUUUUUUUAAUGUUUUUGCUCAAUAUCACACAAAUCCAUUGGCUAACACUGUUCAUGUGAACAGAAAUUGGAGAGAUUUUGAAAGUGAAUGUGGUAGAAAAAGCGAGCGACAUUGCCAAUUUUAUUUUAAAUGAUACUUGGUUUGGUGUUUCAUUCAUCACAAAGAUAUUUAAUUUAUUGCCUCUGAAACCUAACAGUUAUUUUAAAACACACUCAAAAAGCCUCAUAACCAUAGCAGAUUGAUUUUUAGAGACUGUGUAUGGGGACAUCUAGUGGUUAGAAAAAGACGUGAUCUAUUUACUUUUUCAUGCUUUUGGAUUAAGAAGACACACCGGUGCUGAUUCGAGCCAACUGAGCCAGAGACAAUGACACAAGGUGACGUUUGAUGCUGGCUGAGGGAAUGAUUUUGACUUGAGUGACUGCAUGUGUGCAAUAGUGCAUGCAUAAUAGAUUCUGUAACUGGAUAUCAGUGUUGUCUCGUUAAGCUCUUGCACAUUUGUCGUUGGUUUAAGAGGCCAGGCUCCAGCUACAGUACUUCUGUUUUUAAGUAUUUAACAGCACAGGCGGGGACUUUUUCCAGUAUAUUUGAAGGUGAAGGUGUAGGAACUGUGGUGUCACUGCUCUGUAGAGAUAAAACUUAACAUUCAUUAAGUAACUUCCAUAGAAAUUGUGGAUACAGUGUGAGUAAGAUGGGGGAAAAUAAUCUGUUUUUGCAGGGCAGUGACACAUGAUCUUAAAAGAGUGUGAUUACCCAUGAUUGUAUAUAUUGUAUGAGAAUAUGUAUAGAGUUUGAGAGAAGAGGGGAGUGAUGUUGGUCUAAUUUAUUUAUUUAUGAAAUCAAGUCUUAAUGGACUCAAGUGACAUCUAUGUCCAAAGUGCUGUGAGUGUGUGUGUUCAGGUUAGUGCACAUGAGGUGGGUCAUUUCUUUUUUUAAUUCUUUCUACACAGUUUACUGUGAGCAAACAAAAUCAAUGUAUAGUUUGCAUUACCACAGAUACAGUAACUGGCUCCUUGUUGCUACAAAUAAUUUAUGAUGUAUGAGUGUUCACUUAAAUUGCUUUAUCCUUCACAUGAGGGUCGCGGUGGGGCUGGAGCCAAUCUCCAGACGGAAAGGCCAGGAUUCGAACCUUCUUGCUGUGAGGCAAUAGUGUGAGCCACUAUUCCGCUGUGCAACCCAUUUAUCUGUAUUGUUCGAGCUAAAUGGAUCCAGUAUGUAUGUAUGUAUACACAGAUAUUUUAAAGUGUUGUGCUUUAGACAGACAGACAGACAGACAGACAGACAGACGACUUUAUUGAUCCCUUUGGGAGGUUCCCUCGGGGAAAUUAACAGCUCAAAAUUCAAAUUUGAUUUUUUUUUGGCCUAUUUAAAGACAUUGUCAUUUGUAUCAACCAUAGUUCUUAAGUCUACCAGUUCUGUAAACUGUGACUUAAACAUUACAUUUGUAAAGCAACGAUUGAAAUGUAUGUGAUUAAAAGAUUGUCCUUCUUUGCAAAUUUUCAUUCAAGUCUUUCCCUCUCCCCCUCGCUUUCCCCAGUCAGCAGAAUCUGAAUGUUAAGGGUCAGACGGUUUCCCGCUUGCUAAUGUUGCUUUCACUAGAACUCCAAUUAAAUGUACAGAUUGCUUGACAUUUUGAAUUUGUACAGUUAUGUGUGUAUGAAAUAGCAAUACUGCAACAUUUCUCAGUUGUUGUUUUUUUUUAUUUUGUUUUGUUUUUGAAAAUAAAAGUACCGUCAAGUUGUUCUUGUAAUAAACACCUUUCUCUGAA